GAUGAAAAACAAAACAUUGAUGGAGAACCAUUGGCUGAGAAAAAGCGCUUACUCCAGCUAUUACCCCACCCUGUGGGCCUAUGGAAUACUUCAACCUGCGGGUGGGGAGCUGGAACAAUCGCCAAGAAGCGGAAAGGUGGCAUAGUUAGAAGGAAUACAUAUUUUAUAAUGGAUGCUGGCAGUGGUUUUACCCUUCUGGCCGAUGAGAAGUUUGAUUUUGAUAUAUCUCUGUCUCCUAAAAGUGCUAAAGAAGACGAUGACUGUGAUGAAGUGUUUAUUGGACCAGUCAGCCACAAAGAGAAAUGUGUCAGUGCUGCCUUAGAGGGCCAGGAAUUGGAGGAAAAGACACCACCUCAGAAUAUUGAGCAGGGAGUCUGGAGUCCCCUAAGCGGUGAAAAAUUUGUUGAAAUUUUCAAAGAAGCUCACUUACUGGCACUACAGCUGGAAUGUUUUGCCAGUGGUGACCACAAAAAAGAGGAGCCACCACAGACUGUGCAAAAACCAGCAGUGGAGAAUUUUCUUCAGGAGUCCAAGACCAAACUAAACCUUUUUGACACAUUUAAUGAGGUCAAUAAAACACCUGUUGCUAUUAAAAGAGAGACUUAUUGUAUACAGGAUAGCCCAUUCCACCAGCUUCCUCCUUCAGUUCAACAGAGGUUUGCGGAGCUGAAAACAGGUGGUGACAAUAAAUCUGCUUUGGAAUCUCAAAACUGUGCCAACCCCCUGAAAGUACCAAAACUGGUCAAGAGUCACUUGGUCUCCCCUCAUUUACAGAAGGCUAAAACGAAACCAGUGAAAAGUAAUGCUCCUUUGCCGAACACUGGGAAAACUGUAAGCAAGCCUCAAAUUCUGAAAGCACCAGCUAUGUAUAUGAAAAAUACCCGGCUAACUGUGGAGAAGCCCAAAGGAGCUAAAAAAAUGAGUCCAAACGGAAGAAUUAAUGUCAGCAGUAUGGGUUCCACUGAGGACUUGCUUUCUGACAAGUCCAGUGUUGCAUCUGAUAUCAGUGAUUCCUCCUUCAAUAGCAGCAUUGUGAGCCAGAGCAAAAGGACCCUUCCAGUGCCCAACAAGCUUGGGUUACAGAAAAUGCAGUUCAAAACCCCAGCAGCGUCUGCAGCGGUCAGAAAGAACACCACCUCUUCAUCCUCUUCUCAGUCUAGCUUGAACUCCAGCAUAACUGUCUCUCCACCUGCUGCUAAUGCCAAAUUAAAUUCAUCUCUUAACACUUCCCUGAACACCUCAGUCACCAGCUCAAGACUGAAGCCAAGCACAAGCAGACUGGCACUUGUUCACCCUCUUGGGAUAUCUGCGUCUUUAAAAAGCACCAGUACUGAAUUGCCAAACAAUCAACUUAAACCAAGCACAUCCACGAAGAUAAAUGGCAACAAAUCUACUUCAGUCUCUGUUGCGGAACCACAGACAAAAGCUGGUAAAUUUCAAAGGCAGUCUUCUGCACCUAAUCUGCAAAGAUUGCAUCUACCAUCCAAACCAGGAAGUGUGGUAAAGGGACUAGGCACAAAACCCCAGGCAAAGGUGAUGCCUACACCAACAAACAAAUUGAAGCCUCCACAGAGGCAAGAAGGGUUCUCCCCUGACCGUGUUAUUGGAAAGCCCAUGAAACCAACAAGGUUACUGUCCUGUGGGGAAAUAGAAAGUGGCAUUGUACAGAGUACUCCAAUAGGAUCCACAAAAGGUAUGCUGCCUAAUUCCAGCUUAACAGGAAGAGGAAUAUCAAGUACUCCCAGCUCAAAACAUGUAUCAGGCUUGCCCACGCCACUCAGUCGUAGAACAUCUGGAAUUACAACGCCUAGAACUAUCCCAAGGUCAAUUUCGUCUCUACGACCUACAUCUGUUUUGCAAGCAUCUAUAAAAUCUACUACGAAACCUCUUGUUCGGCCUGCGGAGUUUGUAGAAACAAAGACCAAGGUCCCUCCAUCGUCGCCUUGUGAAGCCGACAGUGCGGUGUCUGCCAUUUGCUGUUCCUUAAACUUCUCCCCAGAAAAUAAAACCGUCUCUGUUGCACAAAGCGAGAAGCAACAGUCAAAGUCUGAUUCUCUACAAUCUGAGGUUUUACUGAUUGACAUUGAAGUGGAAAGUGCUGAUGCCAAAGUAAGGAAACCAUCAUCUAGUGGAAAUGAUAGUCAACCAUUAAUAGAUCUUUCCAACACGCCUGAAGUUAAUAAGAGGCUUGUUCCACUGAAACCAGCUUAUGUUGGGCAGUUGAUUGAUCUGAGUUCACCUCUUAUUAAGCUGAGUCCUGCAAUGAACAAAGAAAAUGUGGAACUGGAUUAUCCCCUCCUACAGUUUUAAAAUACUGUUUGUGGACACUAAUGGGGAUAGUGAUUCGGAAAUGAGUUUUAUUUAUAAGCUGCCUACAAAUGAAGAGAAGACUGUUCUGUAAAUACCUGCCUGAGAUCAUUGAAAACAUGGAUUCACUGGCUUGUUUUAUUGUUUCUUUUCUCAAAUUAUUUUUCUAUAGUGGUGAAUUUACUGGCUACAAGACUGUGGAAGAACCUUUUUGUUUUUUUCCCCCCUUAUGCAUAUAGAUACCGGUACUUUUAUUUAUUUUUGUCUUGAAAAUAAAUUGCAGAUUUCAGACCUAGCGUUUACUAGUUUGUUUUAAAUUGCAAUAUCUUAAAGAAAAGAAAAAAAUCUAACCUAUGGCUCCCCAUCACCAAGGGAUAUCUUUUUAUGUUGUGAGCCAGAGAAUAUUAUCCUUAACCUUAGUGAGUUAUGCCAACCAUGUACAAAGCUCUGGUUCUGUUCUGGUUAGAAAUACAUGUAUAAAAUGACCUGCUGCUUAAGUGUUUUCUUGUGUCAGUAACUGUACUUUAAAUGUUAUUUGUAUCAAGUAAAUGUUAAAAGAAUAAAAUGUAAAUAAAUACUACUUGAUUUUGA
Messenger RNA from Pseudophryne corroboree (corroboree frog), 2898 nucleotides. RefSeq names its product G2 and S-phase expressed 1 (gene GTSE1). NCBI's taxonomy places the organism in Eukaryota, Metazoa, Chordata, Amphibia, Anura, Myobatrachidae. Gene Ontology annotation, molecular function: microtubule binding. The transcript has 12 exons. Gene Ontology annotation, cellular component: cytoplasmic microtubule; microtubule cytoskeleton. Bases 169 to 2310 code for a protein of 713 amino acids. The record is from RefSeq and is a predicted model, not a curated record.